AUGGGUCGCGUUCGUACUAAGACCGUCAAGAAGUCCGCCAAGGUCAUUAUCGAGAGAUAUUAUCCUAAGCUCAGCUUGGACUUCGAGACCAACAAGAGAAUUUGCGAUGAGAUCGCAAUUAUCGCCUCAAAGCGUCUCCGCAACAAGAUUGCCGGUUACACGACCCAUUUGAUGAAGCGCAUUCAACGUGGCCCUGUCCGUGGUAUCUCCUUCAAGCUCCAAGAAGAGGAGCGUGAGCGCAAGGAUCAAUACGUCCCAGAAGUCUCAGCUCUCGACUUCAGCCAGAGCGAGUCCGGUGUCCUCGAGGUCGAUACCGAGACAAAGGAUCUUCUCAAGAACCUUGGUUUCGAUGCCAUCCCAGUCAGCGUCGUUGCCGUUGCACAACAACAAACCGUCGAGCGCCCAAGACGCUUCGGCGACCGUCCCCCAAGAGGUUAA
Venustampulla echinocandica is the source of this 438-nucleotide messenger RNA. RefSeq names its product 40S ribosomal protein S17. Gene Ontology annotation, biological process: translation. The coding region runs from base 1 to 438 and encodes 145 amino acids. The record is from RefSeq and is a predicted model, not a curated record. Gene Ontology annotation, cellular component: ribosome. Gene Ontology annotation, molecular function: structural constituent of ribosome. NCBI's taxonomy places the organism in Eukaryota, Fungi, Ascomycota, Leotiomycetes, Helotiales, Pleuroascaceae. The transcript is spliced from 3 exons.